AUGCGGCCCCUGUGGCUCUGCUGGACACUGUGGCUGCUAUCCCUGGCCCCGCCAGGGGCGGCGCUGAGCGGGGAGCAGAUCCUGGCCAGCUUGCUGCAACAGCUGCACCUCCACCAGGCGCCUGUCCUGGAUAGAGCCGACCUGGAGGGCCUGGCCGUGCCUGCCCAUGUGAGGGCCCAAUAUGUGGCCCUGCUGCAGCACGGCCACAGGGAGCGUUCCCGCGGCAAGAGGUUCAGCCAGAACUUCCGAGAGGUGGCCGGCAGGCUCCUGAUCACCGAGGCACACACACACCUGCUGGUGUUUGGCAUGGAGCAGCGGCUGCCGCCUAACAGCGAGCUGGUGCAAGCUGUGCUGCGGCUCUUCCAGGAGCCAGUCCCCAAGGCCGCCCUGCGCAGGCACGAGCGCCUGCCCCCGCACAGCGCCCAGGCCCGGGUCACCGUGGAGUGGCUGCGCAUCCGUGACGACGGCUCCAACCACACCUCCCUCAUCGACUCCAGGCUAGUGUCCAUCCACCAGAGCGGCUGGACGGCUUUCGACGUGACGGAGGCCGUGAACUUCUGGCAGCAGCUGAGGGAGCCCCGGCAGCCGCUGCUGCUGCAGGUGUCUGUGCAGAGGGAGCACCUGGGCGCGGGUGCGUCCAGCGCGCACAGGCUGGUGCGCUUUGCCUGGCAGGGGGAGGCUGGUGGCAUGUCGAGCGAGCCGCAGCUGGAGCUGCACACCCUGGACCUCAAGCACUAUGGAGCUCAAGACAACUGUGACCCUGAGAUGCCAGCAACCGAGGGCACCCGCUGCUGUCGCCAGGAGACCUACAUUGACCUGCAGGGGAUGAAGUGGGCUGAGAACUGGGUCCUGGAGCCCCCUGGCUUCUUGGCCUACGAGUGUGUGGGCAGCUGCCUGCAGCCCCCGGAGCGCCUGAGCCUCCAGUGGCCGCACCUGGGCCCACGACAGUGCAUUGCUUCGGAGACGACCUCGUUGCCCUUAAUUGUCAACGUGAAGGAGGGAGGCAGGACCAGGCCCCGGGUGGUCAGCCUGCCCAACAUGAGGGUACAGAGGUGUAGCUGUGCCUCGGAUGGGGCACCUGUGCCCAGGAGGUUGGAGCCGUAGUGCCCGUGUUGCUCCUGAGGCCUCUGACUAGACACAGGCAU
Molecule: messenger RNA, 1145 nt
Organism: Ochotona curzoniae (black-lipped pika)
Lineage: Eukaryota; Metazoa; Chordata; Mammalia; Lagomorpha; Ochotonidae
Gene: LEFTY1
Product: left-right determination factor 1
Exons: 4
Coding region: 1-1104 (367 amino acids)
Biological process (GO): SMAD protein signal transduction; BMP signaling pathway
Cellular component (GO): extracellular region
Molecular function (GO): transforming growth factor beta receptor binding; cytokine activity; growth factor activity
Source: RefSeq, a predicted model, not a curated record